This is a messenger RNA of Lathyrus sativus (Indian pea), 1020 nucleotides long. Lineage: Eukaryota; Viridiplantae; Streptophyta; Magnoliopsida; Fabales; Fabaceae. The record is from the annotation of a GenBank genome assembly.
AUGGUUCAAGAAAAGAAGCUAGUCGAUGAAGUGUCCGGUUGGCUUAGAAUCUACGAUGACGGUUCGGUGGACCGGACAUGGUACGGUCCACCUGAGGUCAAUUUCAUGAUUGAACCGGUUGCUCCCCAUGAGCAUUUCAUUGAUGGAGUUGCGAUUCGUGAUGUUACCAUGAACACUAUCACCGAUGACAACUUCAUCCACCGUGCUCGGUUAUACCUACCGGAGAAAACACCAAAGGAAAAUGAGAAAUUGCCUAUACUCGUGCACUUUCACGGAGGCGGUUUUUGCAUUAGCGAACCGGAUUGGUUCAUGUACUAUAAGGUUUACACUCAGUUUGUUAAGUCUACUCGGUCUAUUUGUGUCUCCCCGUUCCUCAGACGAGCCCCGGAGCAUCGUCUUCCCGCUGCCACUGAUGACGGGUUGGCAACGCUCCGUUGGCUUCAAUAUGUGGCCAAGGGAGACACGCGUGACGAGUGGCUUGAGAAGCACGGCGACUUUGACAGAGUUUUUCUCAUAGGAGAUAGCUCUGGAGGAAAUUUAGUCCAUGAAGUGUCUGCUAGAGCAAGCACAACCGACCUGAGACCAGUUCGACUCGCAGGGGCAAUUCCCAUCCAUCCCGGAUAUGUCCGGUCGGAGCGAAGCCGAUCCGAAAAUGAAAUGCCAGAAUCUCCAUUUCUUACACUGGACAUGCUGGACAAAUUCUUGAGUUUAUCACUACCAAUCGGUAGCAACAAGGACCAUCCCGUCACGUGCCCGAUGGGCGAGGCGGCGCCGCCUCUUGCCGGCCUCAAACUGCCGCCAUAUCUUCUCUGCGUAGCUGAAAAAGACCUAUUGAGGGACACACAAAUGGAGUACUAUGAAGCCAUGAAGAAGGCUAAUAAAGAAGUGGAUCUGUUUGUGAGCAAGGAAAUGACACAUAGUUUCUAUCUCAACAAGAUUGCUGUGGAUAUGGAUCCCACAGUCAAUGCUGAAAUGAAUGCACUCAUUGGUAGGGUUAAGGAUUUUAUUGAGAAGCAUUAA